This is a messenger RNA of Suhomyces tanzawaensis NRRL Y-17324, 1038 nucleotides long. Its product is annotated as cyclophilin-like protein. The record is from RefSeq and is a predicted model, not a curated record. Gene Ontology annotation, molecular function: peptidyl-prolyl cis-trans isomerase activity. Gene Ontology annotation, cellular component: catalytic step 2 spliceosome. Gene Ontology annotation, biological process: protein peptidyl-prolyl isomerization. The transcript has a single exon. The coding region runs from base 1 to 1038 and encodes 345 amino acids. Lineage: Eukaryota; Fungi; Ascomycota; Pichiomycetes; Serinales; Debaryomycetaceae.
AUGUCGGAACCUGCCACGACAGCAUCCCUCACCAUCACCACUACCAAAGGAGAGAUCCAGCUCGAGUUGUGGGCCAAAGAGGUGCCCGAAACAUCGAGACAAUUUCUCCAGAAUUGCAUCGACAAGAAGUACCACAACCAGCCAUUUGGCACCAUCACCUCGGACCUUGUGCAAACCACCCUGAGCCUGGUCAGCUACCAUCUCCGUAACGAGUACCACAGCAGAAUCAGGUUCAAAAAGGGCCUGCUAGCAGCGGCUCGAGAGAACGAGAAUGCCAACCACAACCACAGUGUGGACGAGUUCUUCAUCACCUUGAAGCAGGUACCGUUCCACAACCGCUACAUCGUGUUUGGACGCGUGGUAGGCGAGUCCAUCUACAAUGUUGUCAAAAUUGGUGAUUCCGAUAUGGGAGAAUCUGGUCCGUUGUAUCCUGCCAUCAUCACCGAUGUGGUGGUUCACGAAAGCUACUUCGACUUGAUCCCCAGUGUCUCUGCUGUGGUUGAGGAGGCUGAAGAGCCGCCAAAGAAGAAGCCAAAGAAGACGGUACUGGUGAAAUUAGCAUUUGAAGAGGACGAAGACGAUGAAGAAGACAGCCACGCUAGCUUCAAGAUGAAAUCAGCCCACGAAGUACUCAACGACAAAAGGCUCUCGAGAACCGCAGUAGUCCCAGAGGGCACAAUUGAAGAGAAGGCCACUCAGGACAAGAACAAGGACGAAGGAAAACUACCUGAAGUUGACAACGAAAAAGGCACAUUGCCUUCCCACAAAGAAGCUAUUAACCCUGACAACGCCAAAUACAGCCAAGACAUUACCACCAUUAUCCUGGACAAGCAAGAAGUAUCGGAAAUUGGGCCAUCCGACGAAAAGUCCCAAGCCAAGACCUCCCAGCCAGCGCAGUUGGCACAGCCAAGUCCCGACACCAAGAAGCUCAAGCCUUCCAGAGAGCCAUAUUUGGACUCGGACUACGACUCCAACUUGGAUCUCUCGGGAGACGAACACGACAGUGAGGCCAUACACAAGCACCGGUUUGGAAGAUAG